Messenger RNA from Macrosteles quadrilineatus (aster leafhopper), 806 nucleotides. Its product is annotated as 60S ribosomal protein L10a. Gene Ontology annotation, molecular function: structural constituent of ribosome; RNA binding. Gene Ontology annotation, cellular component: large ribosomal subunit. The record is from RefSeq and is a predicted model, not a curated record. The transcript is spliced from 5 exons. Lineage: Eukaryota; Metazoa; Arthropoda; Insecta; Hemiptera; Cicadellidae. The coding region runs from base 124 to 777 and encodes 217 amino acids. Gene Ontology annotation, biological process: translation.
CUUUCUCUUUCCUCUUCCUUCUUCUUCUUUCUCUCUCUCCGUCUUCGUCGGUCUUUUCGUCUAAAACUAGAACGCGUGGCGUUUACAGCGUAGGGUUAGGGAUAGAAUUUAUCUCCUUACAUCAUGUCGUCCAAAGUUUCCCGUGACACUCUCUACGAGUGUGUCAAUGCAGUCAUCACCAACUCGCAGGAGAAGAAGAGGAAUUUCCUGGAAACGGUUGAGAUACAAAUCGGUCUGAAGAACUACGACCCCCAAAAGGACAAGCGUUUUUCUGGCACUGUCAAGCUGAAGCACAUUCCCCGGCCCAAGAUGCAGGUGUGUGUCCUUGGGGACCAACAGCAUUGUGACGAGGCCAAGGCUAACAAUGUCCCUUACAUGGACGUUGAGGCUUUGAAGAAGCUCAACAAGAACAAGAAACUGGUCAAGAAAUUGGCUAAGAAAUACGAUGCGUUCCUGGCGAGUGACGCUCUGAUCAAGCAGAUCCCUCGUCUGUUGGGUCCCGGUCUGAACAAGGCUGGUAAGUUCCCUGGUCUGCUAUCUCACCAGGAGUCCAUGGUACAGAAGAUCGAUGAAGUCAAGGCCACCAUCAAGUUCCAGAUGAAGAAGGUGUUGUGUCUGUCGGUGGCCGUGGGUCACGUAGGGAUGACUCCGGACGAGCUUGUGCAGAACGUCCACUUGUCCGUCAACUUCCUCGUCUCUCUGCUGAAGAAGCACUGGCAGAACGUCAGGUCCCUACACAUCAAGUCAUCAAUGGGGCCUCCCCAGCGAUUGUAUUAAUCAAUAAAUGUUUUAUGUUAUUGACCUAA